Messenger RNA from Cordyceps fumosorosea ARSEF 2679, 1140 nucleotides. Its product is annotated as Amidohydrolase 2. Gene Ontology annotation, molecular function: carboxy-lyase activity; hydrolase activity. Lineage: Eukaryota; Fungi; Ascomycota; Sordariomycetes; Hypocreales; Cordycipitaceae. The transcript has 3 exons. Gene Ontology annotation, biological process: secondary metabolic process. Gene Ontology annotation, cellular component: cytosol; cytoplasm. The record is from RefSeq and is a predicted model, not a curated record. The coding region runs from base 1 to 1140 and encodes 379 amino acids.
AUGGCACUUGAAUCGCUUGCUGGAGCGAUAACCCAUCGUGUCUCCCACAGUGGCGAGACAUCUCGUAUCGACACGCACAUCCACGUGCUCACUCCAAGCUACCUCGCCGCCCUCGACGAAGCCGGCGGCGACCCCUCCGGCUGGGCUACCCCCAACUGGACUCUCGAAGAAUGUGUCCGCUUCAGCGACACCAUCGGGUCCUCUUUUUCCGUACUCUCCGUCACGGCGCCUGGUCCAGCCAUCCUUGGACCAACUGAAAAGGGCCGACGAUUAGCUCGGGCUCUCAACCAAGAAGUCUGGGACGUCUGCCAGCAGCGGCCCGGCAGGUUCGGCUUCUUCGCGAGUCUACCCGACUUCAACGACACGGAAGGCACAAUCGCAGAAAUCAAGUGGAUAUUUGGCACAGAGAAAAAGGCCAACGGUGUUGUAGUCAUGACGUCAUACGGCGACAAGCUUGUUGGGGAUGAAGCGUUCAGGCCGAUCUGGGACGAACUCAACAAGUAUGCGGCGCUUGUCUUCGUUCAUCCGAGCCAUGUCAAGAUCACGCCAGAAAGAAUCGGUGGGUUCCUCCCGCAGCCAGUGAUUGAUUAUCCGCUGGCGACGACGCGUGCUGCCAUGUCAUUGAUUGUGUCUGGCGUCAUGACUCAUUGUACCAAGAUUGAGAUCAUCUUGAGCCAUGCUGGAGGAGCGUUUCCGUUCCUUGCGCAGCGUGGGAUCGGAGCGCUAAUGAGCCCUGCCAUCGCGGAGCAGUCCAAAGUCAGCAUUAUUCAGGGUAAAGCUGCAAUGGGCCGAUUUUGGUACGAUAUUGCGCUGUCUACCAGCGAGGCGCAGCUCAAGGCGCUUCUCGCCACGGCAUCAUCGUCACGCAUCGUUUUUGGAAGCGAUUUCCCGUACGCUCCAAAGUUGGGCAUUUACGCUGGCCUGCUGCAGUACAGCAAGUUUGCAAAGACUGCUGCAGGGAACCCAAUCAGGCCUGCAGAGCUCAACAAGAAUGCGACCGUCCUGCUCAAAGCCCAUGCACUCGAGAAUUCCUUUUUACCACAUGACAGGGGUGAGGACGCGAACAGAACUAAGCCGGAAUUUGGGCUGGAGGAGAACGAUGACGCAGCGCAGGCCAGAGAACAGCUGGACGGGCACUGA